Molecule: messenger RNA, 5184 nt
Organism: Caenorhabditis angaria
Lineage: Eukaryota; Metazoa; Nematoda; Chromadorea; Rhabditida; Rhabditidae
Source: the annotation of a GenBank genome assembly
AUGAGUGAUGUGGUGGCGAGCACAAGCAGUUGGCGACAUCAAGCACCGCUGGCCACCGAUGUUUUGCAAAAACCAGCCAGGUUAGUUUUGGGAGGAAAUUUUUGAAUAAAAUUUUCAGUCAUAACUGAAAUUAUCUGGUUUUAUAAAAUUUCAAGCCAUAAGUUAUUUCAAAAAAAUUUUUUAGCUGAAAAAUUUGGAUUUUGAAUUCAAAAUUUUCGAACCUGUUCACAAAUUUUUUAAUUCAUAGUAAUCCUUGAAAAACCCUUGCAAAAUGCAAAAUUUUGCCAAUUUUCGGCUUUCCACCGGCAAAAAUCCGGUUUUUACCUUUUCUUCUUUCAUUCCCUCAAUAAUUUCACUUUUUCGAUGAUGUCAUCGAUUGAUUUUUCGUUUUCUUUUCAUUUUCUAAACUAUUUUUAUUCAUUCCUUUUUCCUAUUUCAAUUCAAAAUGAAAAUGAAAGGUUUGUAGUUUCCCAAAUUUUCAAAAAAAAAACAAAAAAAAAGAAAUUUUCAGAUUAUUACCAAAAAUGAAGUUAGAAGAACUAGUGACAGUGAUGUUGGUGACUGGAGCUUUGCUAUUUCAAAAUUUGCCAAUCGGAUUUUUCUUGGCUGCCGUUUUGGCGAUUUAUAUCGCUGUGGUUCAUGGCGAUUUUAUUUAUCGAUCUUAUUUGACGCUGAAUCGAGAUUUGACGUGAGUUUUUUAUGCAAAAAAAAUCCAUCAGAAGCUUAGUUUAACUAUAGUCUAGUUUGAUGCAAAAAAUUCAGCAAAUUUCGAUGAAAACUCGCUGAAAUAUGAAAGCCCGUUGAAAAAAAAACACAAAUUCAAACCGCGCGCGCAUGCAACGUCAACGCGGAGUCUCGUUGUUUUCUUUUUAUUUUUUCGCAAAAAAAUUUUUCCUUUUUUUUCCCAGCGGACUUGCUCUCAUUCUCGACGUCAAAUUCGAUCUUUGGCGACGACUUCGACAAAACAAAGGGAUUCAUGAGAUCUUCCUGGAAAUUGUUAAAAAGUUCGUCUAACUCGUGUGGAGAGAACCUUUGAUUUUCUAUGUUUUCUAUUUAGAAAUGCCACCAAAACCGCCAUGAUUGAUAUUGAAACUGAGAAAACGCAAAAUUUCGCGGAAUUUAAUGGACAUUGUAAUCGAUAUGCGAAUCAUUUUCAGGUUUGCGGGGUUUUUUGAGAGAAAUUUGUGGAGAAGCACAAAAAUUAGGCAAAAAUUGAGCAAUUUUUGAAAAUUGCGGGGUUAGGGAAGAUUUUUAUCAAAAAUUGAAUACAGGGUGAUGUACAGGAGGGUUGAUUUGGUAAAAUAUCGAUUUUUCAACCAAAAAUUGUUUGUUCAGGACCGUUUUUGUUGAAAAAUCGAUAUUUUACCACCCUGUAUUCAAUUUUUGAUGAAAAUCUUCUCUAACAUGAGUUAUAAGCUCGAAACCCCACAAAUUUUAAAAAAUUGCUCAAUUUUUGGCUCAUUUUUGUGCUCUCCAGAGAAUUUCUAAUUUCUAGAAUCUUGGCUAUCGAUCGGGCGACGUUGUCGCAUUAUACAUGGAAAAUUCGGUAGAAUUUGUGGCCGCCUGGAUGGGACUGGCGAAAAUUGGAGUGGUGACAGCUUGGAUCAAUUCGAAUUUGAAGCGAGAGCAACUUGUACAUUGCAUCACGGCGAGCAAGACGAAGGCGAUUGUGACUAGUGUGACACUUCAGAAUGGUGAGCAUUUUCAGUCUAGUUAUGACGUGGCAAAGUUCGUAGACUUUAUCACGUAAAAACUAUGUGGUUAUGACGUGGCAAAGUUGCCACGUCAUAACUAUUAUCGAAAAUCUCCACGCGCUCCACCGAAAUAAACACGCAACGCAGACCGCGCCGCGCCACAACACACAAAAAAGGGAACGAUUCAAAUCCCCUCUCUUUUUUGUGUGUGUUGUGGCGCGACGCGGUCUGCGUUGCGUGUUUAUUUCGGUGGAGCGCGUCCGAGAUCUACCAACUUUGCCACGUCAUAACUAAUUUUGAGUUCCCAACCCAAACCAACUAAUUUUCAGUUCUCGCUGAUGCCAUCGAUGAAAAGCUCUUGGAAGUUGAUGGAAUUCAGAUCUACACAAUCGGAAAACCAAACCGCCCUGAUUUCGAAGAUCUAAAGACCAAACUAGAUUCGACGAAAACCGCAGAACCCAAAAAAUUGGAUAAAAUCGAUUUCAAAAGCAUUCUUUGCUUCAUUUACACCAGCGGAACAACUGGAAUGCCAAAAGCAGCCGUAAUGAAACAUUUUCGAUAUUAUUCGAUUGCUGUUGGAGCCGCAAAAUCGUUCGGAAUUCGAUCUUGCGAUCGAAUGUAUGUAUCGAUGCCGAUUUAUCACACUGCCGCUGGGAUUUUGGGAGUUGGACAAGCGUUGUUGGGUGGAAGUUCGUGUGUGAUUCGGAAGAAGUUUUCGGCGAGCAAUUUUUGGAAGGAUUGCGUCAAAUAUGAUUGCACGGUGAGUUUUGAUAGAACACCGUGUGAAAUAUACUAAAUCGACCAUUCUGAUCACGAUAUCGAUGUCAAAAAUUGCCAGAAACUCCUGUGAGCAAUUUUCUGGAGCUCCAAAGUUUGAAUUAGCCCAUUUUCACCAUGUUUCAGUGUGAAAAAUCAACUUUUAUAACAUGAAUAAGGUUGUUCACCACAUUCGAAAACCUAUCUGUUUUUUAGUUUGUCAAAAAAUAUGAAAAAAGCCAGCUGGAAACUGUAAUUUUUCAGGUUUCAGCUGGUUUUUUCAUAUUUUUUGAAAAACUAAUAAAAACUGCUAGGUUUGCGAAUGUGGUGAACAACAUCAUUCAUGUUAUAAAAGUUGAUUUUCCACCCUGAAACAUGGUGAAAAUGGGCUAAUUCAAACUUUGGAGCUCCAGAAAAGUGCUCACAGAGGUUUUUGGCAAUUUUUGACACCGGGAUCGUGAUCAGAGUGGUCGAUUUGGUAUAUUUUCCCUUGUUAGAUGAAACAUCGUGAAAUAUACCAAAUCGACCAUUCUGAUGACGAUCCCGAUGUCAAAAAUUGCCAGAAACCUCUGUGAGCACUUUUCUGGAGCUCCAAAUCAAUCUGGAAAUGAAUUUGUCUUAUUUUCACCAAGUUCUUGGGUCAACACUCAAAAACUUGGUGAAAAUAAGACAAAUUCAUUUCCAGAUUGAUUUGAAGCUCCAGAAAAGUGCUCACAGGGGUUUUUGGCAAUUUUUGACAUCGGGAUCGUGAUCAGAGUGGUCGAUUUGGUAUAUUUCACGAUGUUUUAUCGAAGGUUUAGGUGAUGAAACUUAUGAACUUUAUUAGGAGCUUCUAAGGAACCUUGGGACGGAGAAAUUCAUGCAAAUUUCCAGGUUUCUCAAUACAUCGGAGAGAUUUGUCGAUAUUUGUUAGCUCAACCAGUUGUUGAAGACGAAUCGAAGCAUCGAAUGCGUCUUCUGGUUGGAAAUGGUCUUCGCGCUGAAAUCUGGCAACCAUUUGUCGACAGAUUCCGUGUGAGAAUUGGUGAACUCUACGGAUCAACAGAGGGAACAUCGAGUUUGGUUAACAUCGAUGGACACGUUGGUGCAUGUGGAUUUUUGCCAAUUUCACCAUUGACUAAAAAAAUGCAUCCAGUUCGAUUGAUUAAAGUGGAUGAUGUGACUGGUGAAGCGAUUCGAACUGUUGAUGGAUUAUGUAUUGCUUGUAAUCCGGGAGAAUCGGGAGCAAUGGUUUCGACGAUUCGGAAAAAUAACCCGCUUUUGCAGUUUGAGGGAUAUUUGAAUAAGAAGGAGACGAAUAAAAAGAUUAUUCGAGAUGUUUUUGCGAGGGGAGAUAGUUGCUUUUUGACAGGUUUGUUCAAGGUUUUCUUAUUAUCGAAAAUCUCACGCGCUCCACCGAAAUAAACACGCAACGCAGACCGCGUCGCGUCACAACACAAGGGAACGAUUCAAAUUCCCUCCCUUUUUUGUGGCGCGACGCGGUCUGCGUUGCGUGUUUAUUUCGGUGGAGCGCGUGGUACCGAUGAGAUUUUCGAUAAUACAAGGCAUAAGGUCCCGGAAUGAAUUUUUGAUGAAACACAUCGAAAUGUACCAAAUCGACCAUGCUAAUAACGAUUCCAGAGUCAGAAAUUGCCACAAACCCCUCUGAACAAUUUUCUGGAGCUCGAAAUCAAUCUGGAAAUGAAUUUGUUUUAUUUUCACCGAGUUUUUGAGUGUUGACCCAUGAACUUGGUGAAAAUAAAACAAAUUCAUUUCCAGAUUGAUUUGGAGCUCCAGAAAAGUGCUCAGAGAGGUUUGUGGCAAUUUUUGACUCUGAAAUCGUUAUUAGCAUGGUCGAUUUGGUAUAUUUCGAUAUUGUUCAACAAGCAUAAGGUACCCGGAUUAAACUUUUGAUGAACCAUAUCGAAAUGUACCAAAUCGACCAACGAUUCCAAAGUCAAAAAUUGCCACAAACCCCCGUGAGCAAUUUUCUGGGGCUCUAAAAUUCGAAUUGAGUUUUGGUCCCGCUCACAUGAUAAAAAUGGGCGAAAACCUCAACUCAAUUCUGAUUUUAGAGCUUCAGAAAAUUGAUCACAGGGGUUUGUGGCAAUUUUUGACUUUGGAAUCGUUGGUCGAUUUGGUACAUUUCGAUAUGGUUCAUCAAAAGUUUAUUCCGGGUACCUUAUGCUUGUUAAAACAUAUCGUAAUCAAUCAAUUUCUAGGUGAUCUUCUUCAUUGGGAUCGUCUCGGUUAUGUUUACUUCAAAGAUCGUACUGGUGACACUUUCCGCUGGAAAGGCGAGAAUGUGUCAACAACUGAAGUUGAGGCAAUCUUGCACCCAAUUUCUGGAGUUUCAGACGCCACUGUUUAUGGCGUUGAAGUUCCGAAUGUUGAAGGCCGCGCUGGUAUGGCGUCGGUUGUUCGACAAACUUGUGAGAAAGAGGAUGAAGAAGAGUUUGUGAAAAGAAUUGGGGCUCGAUUGGCGGCAAGUUUGACGAGUUAUGCCAUUCCGCAAUUUAUUAGGAUAUGCGAGGAUGUUGAAAAAACUGGUUUGUGACGAAAUAAACAUUCUUAUCUCACUUUUCCACUUCUUUCAGGUACAUUCAAAUUGGUCAAAACGAAUCUACAACGCUUGGGAAUAAAUAAUACAACAAAUUCACAUUCUAUCUACAUAUUUGAUUCUCGUUCUAGAAAUUAUACACAUUUUGAUACGCUCAUCAGAAACCAGGUUUCAAUGGGUGAAUAUCCGUUCUAA